GCACAGGAGUGGCUCUGUGGAAGAAUCGUCAGCCUUUCCAAAUGAUGAAAUCCAAGAGAUUGUCGGCUUUGUCUGUUUUCAGAAACAAGCAGGACCAGAAUGAGGACCCAAGGGAGGAGACAACAGCUGUGAAGAGGUCCAUCAGUGACAUCGGUCCAUCCCUGAUGGCCAUCAACAAGAAAAAAAACAGUAACUUUUUGAAAGCCUUCAAGACAGGCACCCUCCGUAACCAUAAUGUCAGUGACAGUAAGAAAAGUCGCCAGUCCAUGCUUGCUGAUUCCAUUAUGGACAGUCCAUGUCUCACAGCUGUCAAACCUGUAGCUGUUGAGACCCCAGAAAGCUCUCAGGUGACCACCCCCUCCAAGAAGAAGAAGAAGAAGAAGAAGUCACCCUCAGGCAACAGUAAGAUGUCGGUGGCAGAAAUGAAGAAAAACUUUGAGAAGAAGAUAAAGAAGCAGCAACAACCAAAUGCCCACCGGCUGCCACCAGCAGUCGGUCAGUCCGUCGUUACUACUGUCCCCUACACCCAUGACAGCCGGGCUGAGGCCACCGGGCUCUUCACUCAACUCAUCCAUCCUGUCACUGUAGAGAAAUUCUUCACGCAGAUGUGGGAGAGGAAGCCCCUGGUUGUCAGACGACACAUUUCUGAUUAUAAUAAUGGUUGGUUUUCUACAAAAGAAUUGGAUGCCAUAUUGAGGAAGGAAAACAUUCAGUUUGGCAAGAAUAUUGACGUCACAACAUAUUGCGAUGGUAAAAGAGAGACCCACAAUCCAACAGGUCGAGCUUACGCUGCAGUCGUUUGGGAUUAUUACCAGAAUGGUUGUUCUGUUCGUCUCUUAAAUCCUCAGACAUAUUCUGAAAAUGUCUGGAAGAAGCUGUCAAUAUUACAAGAAUAUUUUGGUUGUUUUGUUGGUGCUAACGUUUAUUUGACCCCUGCAAACUCCCAAGGAUUUGCCCCUCACUAUGAUGACAUUGAGGCCUUUGUUAUACAACUUGAAGGAAAGAAAAACUGGACCUUAUAUCCAUACAGAAAUGACUCAGAAAUGUUGGCAAGAACAUCCAGUGGUAACCUAAAUGCUGCUGACCUUGAUAAACCCUUGAUCAAUGUCCAACUCCAUGCUGGGGAUCUUCUCUAUUUCCCCCGUGGUAUGAUACAUCAGGCCACCACAGUUGAAGACACGCAUUCUCUCCAUAUUACUGUUUCCUGUUGCCAAAAGAACUCCUGGGGAGAUUUCUUGGAGAAGAUGUUACCAACUGCCAUCAAGUUAGCCAUGGAUGAUGAUGUUGAGUUCCGGAAGAGUCUUCCACUGAACUACCUCAACUUCAUGGGAGUCGCUAACUCUGAAAGUCAUUCGAAAGAACGGCAGGAUUUUAUGCAACAUAUUGAUAAGUUGAUGCGGCGCCUGAUCUCUCAUGCUCCUGUCGAUGCAACUUGUGACCAAAUGGGCAAGAAAUUCAUGUAUGAAUCUCUUCCUCCUUACAUCUCUAAUGGUGAGAAGCAGUACACCAUUCAUGAACAAGGGGAGCGCUGGAAUGCCAAAAGCCAGUCCGUGGCCUCUCGGGUGGAACUGGGACCAGAUACAAGAAUCAAACUGCUCCGUGCUGGUAUCAUCAGGCUGGUGAUUGAAGGAGAUGAAGUUCGUAUUUACUACAAUUUAGAAAACACUCGUCUCUACCAGGACGUGGAAUCAAAUUACUUGGAGAUUCCUCAUCGGUAUGCCUUGGCUGUUGAAUUCCUGUUACAAACCUACCCUGAUUUCACCACAGUUGAGAAUAUACCCCUUACACAACUCACAGAACAGAUUGAACUUGUCCAAGUUCUGCUUUGA
Octopus bimaculoides (California two-spot octopus) is the source of this 1829-nucleotide messenger RNA. RefSeq names its product ribosomal oxygenase 1. Lineage: Eukaryota; Metazoa; Mollusca; Cephalopoda; Octopoda; Octopodidae. The record is from RefSeq and is a predicted model, not a curated record. Gene Ontology annotation, molecular function: histone H3K36 demethylase activity; histone H3K4 demethylase activity. Gene Ontology annotation, cellular component: nucleolus.